AUGAAGAUUCAUUCAAAACUGGCUGUGCUUUUGUGGAUGGGACUCCCUGUCAACGCCUUCUACAUGACUCGCGCAUCAAGAGCCAAGUUUGCCAAAGCUCCCAGUGCCUUUGAAGAUGUUCCUGUGGUGGUGGAAGAAACAUUGAGUACUGACGAAAUGGAACAAUGGCUUUCAAACAUUAUGAAUCGUGCCAAGCAGGAGCCCAUCUUGGCCCAGUUCGAAAAGGAUCAGAGCAAAACGCCCAUGCCCUUGAAGGAAGCGGUCAAGGUGGCAGUCCACAAUUCCACUCACGAUGAUCCCGUCUACUUGUCGUCGGUCCGCCAGACGGCCUCUCAUGCCUUUACUGAGAUGGUUCCCUUCUUUCCACUCAAGGAGGCACUCUUUGCCAGUGGUGCUGACGAUGACGAAGCAGACAAAUUGGAUUGGAUCAAGUGCUUUUCUCAUUUUGCCAAGGUUCACGAUACACUAGUGGUAGCGGGAGCAGGAUCCACAUCACCGUGUUUGCAGUGUCAUGCCUAUCAAAAGAUGAUUCUAGGUGUUGAUGGGAGUCAACUCAUUCGCAUUGUUCCACCACUCACACAACAACCGAAUCCCGCAAUGCGAUCUAGUGCAGCACCAAUGUACAUUGAAUCGGGCUAUGGAUUUCCCAUCAGUACAGGCUUCCAUACCAAACACGAUCUCUUUCGAUUCCGUCAUCGUGAUGUUGAUUGGGAAUUGGAUCAAAUGAAGACACAUGGAACAGAAGAAUACCGCAAUCGCUACGACAAUCACUUUCAGCAUUGGGCCGAAGAUCCAACCAUGUUCAUCCCUUCCAUACCCCUCGAAGGACAGGACGAGGACAAGUUUCAUCAUGGAAUGUGGCACAGCACCGUCAUUUUGCCGGGAGACAUGGUUGUGAUCCCUCCGGGAUGGUGGUAUCAGACUUACAAUGUAGAACCCAGUGUCUCCAUUGUCAGUCAACGGUGUGGCGGCAGUUCCAUGGCCACCAAGUUCAUUCAUCAUGCAUUGGAAAUAUCCGGUGUCGAUCGCAUGUUGCGACUCAACGAGGACGAGGGGCAUUCCGAAGAAGAAGCCAUGACCAUUGUCAGCGGUCUCUUUGAAGUGCUGGAGGAGCACUACAGCGGCACAAAAAAGAAUGCUUACUAAAGCAGAGAGAUGCCCCAUGAAUACACAUGAAUGAACUUGCAACAAGAAACUGAAAAAGCUCGUGAAGAAUUGAACGAGACGAGAGAAAAAACACACACACAAACAAUGAUACCGGUAUUUGCAUAGUAGCUAGACCUUUUGAUAAUAUUACAUGACAUAAAACAGCG
Seminavis robusta is the source of this 1313-nucleotide messenger RNA. NCBI's taxonomy places the organism in Eukaryota, Bacillariophyta, Bacillariophyceae, Naviculales, Naviculaceae. The record is from the annotation of a GenBank genome assembly.